AGCGAGUCUGGUGCCCUCCGGCCGUUGUUCGCCCGGACCAACCCACCUCGCCCUGCUCCUAAUCCUCCCAACAUCAUCUUGCGUCCCCGUCGGGCAAGCUGCCUCUCUCCAACCAACAGCGCAGUGCUUGCUCCAGAUGCGUGCGUGAGCCUGGUUUGCUACCGUCCGGCUAUAUAGUAGCAUCUGUCCCCGGACUACGAACCCAGGACGUCAGACAUCGUUGUUAAGCUCAAGGACAAGGUUGUGUAAGACCUCGUUGCAAUACUUGCCAGUAUGCAUUUGCAUCAAGCUUCCGUCUCGCUCCCCUUGUUACUAUGGGCUUCCGGAAUCAGCGCCCUCUCUCCACAUCCUCCCGGAAACCAGGCUUCAAGCGGCCAUGCGGGUCUGGGGGAGCGAGACUCCACAAACGUGCCCGUUUAUGAGACUCCGGAUAUCGGCUUCGUCACGUUCCCUCUGGUCCGGAAAGCUCAGAGUUACAAGAAGAGUCUUGCGGACAGACUCCCGAGGGCUUUCGAUAGUUUGAGUACGAAGUCUGGCCCUGGGGCCUCGAUUCGGCCAGCGCCAGAGGAUCUCAGUCUCCGAAACCGAGCCAACGAGUAUAACGUGGUCCCCGCCAAUAAGCCCACGGUGAGGAAUGCGGUAGGAAUCGACCAAGAUGGAACGGACUUCUCGUACUUUCUGCAAGCUGGUUUCGGCUCCGACGACAAGCCAAUGUACAUGCUUGUCGACACGGGGGCCAGUACCACCUGGGUUAUGGGUUCGGGCUGCACGUCGGAUCCGUGUACUAGGCACAACACAUUUGGACCGAACGACUCCAGGACGUACAGGGACACCGGAGAACCCUACAAUGUCGAGUAUGGGUCGGGGAAGGUUAGCGGACACGUCGUGAUCGACAGCAUAUCCAUCGCCGACCUGCAGGUGACCAUGCCUUUCGGGGUUGCGAACAUUACGUCCAACCAAUUUUCCCAGUUUCCCUUUGAGGGAAUCUUGGGGCUGUCGAUGACCCAGGGAACAUGGCUUACCCACGUCAAGGAGGCCCAGUUGAUCAGCUCUAACGUGUUCGGGAUUGCGCUAUCUAGGAGCUCUGACGGAGCCAACGACGGAGAAAUAGCUUUUGGCGCCCCAAACACAGCCAAGUACACGGGCGACAUAACAUACACGUCCUUGCGGUCCACCGACAGCUGGGCUAUCCCGAUGGACGAUGUGCUGUACGGCGGCGAGCCGGCCGGGGUCAGGGGUCGAGUUGCUUUCAUCGACACUGGCACGACAUUUGUUUUCGGACCGCCGGCCGACGUCAGGGCAUUAUACAGCUUGAUUCCCGGCUCCUCAACCACCGACAACGGCCAGACGUACACAGUCCCGUGCGAUAGCAAUGUCCCAGUCUCCUUCUCCUUCUCCGGCCAGAGAUGGGAUGCCUUGGCGAAGGACUUCACGACGAAGAAGAAUGCAGAUGGGAUCUGCUUUGGUAACAUUUACGGCUUGGAGUUCGUGCCUGGCGCGUGGCUGAUUGGCGAUAUGUUCUUGAAAAAUGUCUACAGCGUCUUCGAUAUGGACCAGAGACGAAUUGGAUUUGCCGCGAGGGCGACCUCAUCAAGCAACAACAACGGAUCGUCACAGGGGACACCGACGCCCUCCAAUGGAUCAAAUGGGGGAGCAUCGACAACAGUCGAGCUGACCAGCCCAACCGGCGGAUCGGUUGGACUUGUUCCCCCGUCCGAGACGUCCACGCCAACGGAUGCCGCAGGGAACAACGAAUCCACCCCAGACCCAGUGGACUCUCCGGGCUCUGCAGGCGUGAGACUGGGGAGCGGCGUUUUAUACGCCUCCUUGCUCUGCAUCGUGUCAGCCAUCACCAUGAUUUUGUGAUAGAUGCGUGCGGACUUUCUCUCUCUACCCGGGGUCCACGGUAUAGAGUAUAUAUACACAGAUGUAUUAUUACAUUAUAUACAUAUCCGAGGCGCAAGCUGCAGCGUCUCG
Durotheca rogersii is the source of this 1977-nucleotide messenger RNA. Its product is annotated as acid protease. Lineage: Eukaryota; Fungi; Ascomycota; Sordariomycetes; Xylariales; Xylariaceae. The transcript is spliced from 3 exons. Gene Ontology annotation, biological process: proteolysis. The record is from RefSeq and is a predicted model, not a curated record. The coding region runs from base 274 to 1866 and encodes 530 amino acids. Gene Ontology annotation, molecular function: aspartic-type endopeptidase activity.